CUAUCCGCGUGGUUUAAGCAAGGAAUUGGGAAUACGGUUUAAUGGAAGAUGGUGGGGGGGCUGUCCGAUUGAGGUCUUAUCUUCUUAGUUCAUUGAACCAGAAGAAAGGCUGCUUCACUCGUCUCCUUUGUGCUACAGAUAGUGUACUUCUUGGUCUCGUCCUAUAUGCUCUAUCUUAUGCCCUUGCUGGUCUUCUCUCCUCCCUGCGGUCUUCUAUUUGUAGUUGAAAGCCUCAUUGUUUGAAGCCAUUCUUCUCCUCAGUUAACAGGCAUCAGGAGAAAACUGGAUAGAAGCAGUCAGGAGAGAACCAAACAUCACCAGACUUACUGGUGCCCUUUGGGUGGGCACUUCAGUCUCCUGUUGCUUUAAAGAUUCUUCGACUCUCCUGUAUCUUCACAAGUUGCAAGUGAUGGAUGAGAAUGAAAAUCCCACAAACGUCCCAGAAACAGAAUACUCUGACCCAGAUCUUCAGAGGAAGCACUCAUUAAUGCUUGAGCGCCUCUCAAACCGUCACCAGAAUCGUUUGGAUAACUCCCGCCGAUCUGAAUCUGGAUCAUCUUCUUUUGAAUCCACUUCAUCCUUUUUUUCACGCUUUUCUGAAAUGAAGUGCUCCAUUGAGUCUCGGCUAGCUGAUUGCCAAACUGCUCCCUCUGAUCCAGCUCAACUCAAGUUUCACUUCGAAAAAAUAUCUGCAUCUAUUUCUGAUCUAGAGAAACUUGUUGCUGAAAACUCAUAUUUCUUGCCAUCCUAUGAUGUUCGAUCCUCACUCAAAACUGUUUCGGAUUUGAAACAAAGCCUUGAGAGUUUGAAUUCCCAACUUGUUCCAAAAAAGAAAUUUGCAUUUAAGAACAAAGGAAACAAGAAAGAAUCUGGUGUUGCAGAAUUGAAAGAGCCUCCUCCUUCAAAGUGCACUGAUGAUUCACCAGAGAAAAAGAGACUUACCUUGUGGGAUUCGCCAGGAUUUAGAGGCAAAGUAGGUCAGGUUUUGUUCGAGGAGUUUAGGGGAUCAGAAGUUGGAGAAUUCACAAUUUCAGACCUUGAUUCUUGUGAAGUUAGAUUAAUUGGUUGUUUAAGGGCGCUUUUUAUUCAUAGGCUGAAGAAUUGCCAGGUUUAUGUAGGGCCUGUAAUGGGUUCAAUUCUUAUUGAGGAAGUUGAGGGAUGCAUCUUUGUGAUGGCAUCACAUCAAAUUAGGAUUCAUCAUGCCAAAAGAAGUGAUUUUUACUUGAGAGUUAGGAGCCGACCCAUAAUUGAGGAUUCUAGUAGUGUGAGGUUUUCACCAUAUUGUCUGACUUACGAAGGGAUUGAAGAAGAUCUUCAGCAUGCUAGUCUUGAUAAUGAGACUGGAAAUUGGGCAAAUGUGGAUGACUUCAAGUGGUUGCGUGCAACACAAUCUCCAAAUUGGUCAAUAUUGCCGGAGAAUCAGAGGAUUAAGAUUGUUGAUAUAUCAACUCAGGAGAUUAAAAACAACAACACUUGAGUUCUAUGCAUGUCUCAUAGCAUGCCAAAGUGUUCAAGAUUGUGUCUUUUUUGUUA
Neltuma alba is the source of this 1533-nucleotide messenger RNA. Its product is annotated as tubulin-folding cofactor C-like. The transcript has 3 exons. Lineage: Eukaryota; Viridiplantae; Streptophyta; Magnoliopsida; Fabales; Fabaceae. The record is from RefSeq and is a predicted model, not a curated record. Gene Ontology annotation, molecular function: tubulin binding. Gene Ontology annotation, cellular component: cytoplasm. The coding region runs from base 410 to 1477 and encodes 355 amino acids. Gene Ontology annotation, biological process: post-chaperonin tubulin folding pathway; tubulin complex assembly.